This is a messenger RNA of Aspergillus novofumigatus IBT 16806, 433 nucleotides long. RefSeq lists its product as uncharacterized. The coding region runs from base 58 to 294 and encodes 78 amino acids. The transcript is spliced from 2 exons. NCBI's taxonomy places the organism in Eukaryota, Fungi, Ascomycota, Eurotiomycetes, Eurotiales, Aspergillaceae. The record is from RefSeq and is a predicted model, not a curated record.
UGCGCUCAUUCUGCGGAUAAGCCGUGUCAAACGGUGUCAUUAUUCGAGAUUCUGGACAUGAAAAUCGUAUAUCUUUCAUUAUUAUUAUCCAUUAUUCAAGUCAACCCGCGGGUACCUAGGAGGGAAUUCCAAAUCCGAGCACCCACUUGGCGUGUCUCAGCACCUCUCACCGUCUCACAGUUACCGUCUUACAGACUGACGUUCAAACUCCGAGCUCAUGUUCCACUCACUAUUAACCUUGGAAGUACGCCAUCUUGUCAUUACAGGUUCUCGUUGACUUUGCGGCUUGUUUGAUGUCCAAAUGAUUCGCAGCACAGACCACGAGGAGUUUCAGACCAGAAUAAUCCAGAAGGCUACGAUCCUCAACUUUGACCGGGAUUGAGAUUCAAGCGACUUCCCACCCCCUGACAGAACUGAAACUGCCUUGAACGCA